AUGAAUGCAAUCAAUGCAUUCAAUUCUCAUGUUUCAGACUUUCAGUUCUCUCACGUUUUAGAUUUUCAGUUCGUUUCACUUUCAGACUUCCAGUUCUUUGCUGUAAUUAAAAUUUUCACAUCAACCAAUGCCACUAGCUUAGAGGUGUUGGCCAUAAACGGCAACAAUUUUGGUGGACUCUUGCCUGAAUGCAUCAGUAACUUGUCAACUACUCUUAGAAGAUUGUUCGUAGGUGAAAAUAAUAUAGUUGGAACGACUCCAAGUGGGAUUUUGAAUCCCAUCAACUUAGAAGAACUCAGCAUGUGGAAUAACAGAUUUUCAGGUAAAAUUCCCUCUGAUAUUGGAAAGCUUCAAAGACUACAAUCAAUGCGUCUUCACAUAAACAACCUCUCUGGCAAAAUCCCGCACUCUCUUGGAAAUCUGAGUAUGUUACUCAAACUAUAUUUAGGGGAUAAUAAUCUUCAAGGAAACAUACCUUCAAGUCUAGGAAACUGCCAAUCUUUGCUCAUCCUAAAUCUUUCUACUAACAAUCUCAGUGGUACCAUACCUCCCCAGGUCUUUGGUCUCUCAUCCUUGUCAAAUAUUGGUCUUUAUUUGUCUAGUAACCAUUUCACCGGUCCCCUUCACAUGGAAGUUGGAAAUCUAAAAAAUCUCGGUGAAUUUGAUAUUUCAAAAAACAUGUUAACCGGUGAAAUUCCAGGGAGUCUUGGAAGUUGUGUUAGCUUGGAGUCUUUAUACAUGCAAGGAAACUUCUUACAAGUGACCAUUCCAUCAAGUUUUGGUUCUUUGAGAGGACUAAAGGAAUUAGAUCUUUUUCGAAACAAUUUAUUAGGAAAAAAUCCAGAUUUUUUGUGUGUUUCAACUCACUGCAACUUUUGA
Molecule: messenger RNA, 879 nt
Organism: Alnus glutinosa
Lineage: Eukaryota; Viridiplantae; Streptophyta; Magnoliopsida; Fagales; Betulaceae
Product: receptor kinase-like protein Xa21
Exons: 2
Coding region: 1-879 (292 amino acids)
Molecular function (GO): protein binding
Source: RefSeq, a predicted model, not a curated record